Molecule: messenger RNA, 1453 nt
Organism: Folsomia candida
Lineage: Eukaryota; Metazoa; Arthropoda; Collembola; Entomobryomorpha; Isotomidae
Exons: 4
Coding region: 939-1364 (141 amino acids)
Source: RefSeq, a predicted model, not a curated record
CGAUAUACAAGAGCAAUUUUCUAAUACAAGAAACAACUUCUAAUUACUCUGUUCUGUUCUGUUCAAUCUUUAACGUCUGCGGUAUAUGAUAUGUGAGCCACAUCGUUUCCAAUACCAAGACAGGGAUAAAUACUGACAUCAACAACUACAAGGAAAGGUAUAGUUAGGGCUGGCAUGUCUGGUUUACUAGGAUAGGUACUGUAGAGGAAAGGGGGUAAUUAUUGAAAUUGAAAAUUGGGGUGGACGGUGAAACAGGAUAGGAUGUAAAUAAGGAGAUAUUCAAACUAUCUUAGGAUUUGGCCAGACAAUCCUAUGCAGAUUAUCUGCCGGCACCGAACAGUAAUUUGUAUUUCCAUACCAGUUCGUUCCACAUUUUUGCUGCAUAAUACAACUCAAGAGGAAUCGAACUCUCGGCUUUUUGAGUCAUGACACUGAUGGUCAAGCCUCUAAGCCAAGACGGCAGGCCGAAUACUCACAUGAGCAAGGUCCGGAAAAAUUCACCAGUCAUUCAAUAAAUAGAACCAUCUGCAUAAUUAUACAAAUUGGCCUCUUCAGGUUUGUCUGAACAACUGCUGAUCUUAACUUAAGCAAUUAUUACACUAGAUGCUACUUUAAUUUUUCGUUGUGUUCAAAGUUUUCUACGACCAUUCAAAGUCCAGGCAGAUUAAUACUGUUUGCAGGUUUUGUGUACUUGACCAUGAACUUGUAUUAGAUUUCGUUGUUACCUACUCCAUGAGUAAGUAUUAAAGGUCCAAAGUUCGAGAUGUUUUGAUUAUUUGACUUUUGGUCACUGUUGUGUGACAAGUCCAGUAUUAUUACAAACAAAUUUCUUGGAAACCUUCCUAUAUAAACCUGCGAGAUUUUCGCUUCAUCUGUAUUAUUCACUUAAAAAAUUCUUACAAUUAGUUGUUCCCACCCUCACAGCAGCAGAAUUAAUAAUGGCCAAAUUUUUCACCUUUUUUGCCAUUUUCGCCUUUUACAUUUUUGAAACAACAAUAGCUCAAAGUCAAGCGUAUCCUAAUUACAUCCAACAAGACAUCAAAUGGACUCGUGCCAUUAAUGCAAAACUUUGCUCGCCUAAUGGACAUCAUGAAGCCAUUGCCCAGCAAUUUUACGCUUGCUACAACGAGGGCAUCGUUCCCGGUGCAAAUCAAUAUACCGCAUGUCAAAACUCUAUUUACGGAGUGCAAUUGAACAAUGUGAGAAAUAUUGGUGUUGUUUGUGCCGCUGGAAACGAUAAAUUACGAAAGUACGCUGCGUGCAUCGUUACCAGACUCCACACUCAGAGCAUCCGUGCUUCCGAUUCGAUCCACAAGUUGAACGUGUGCCAAGGAGGAGUUUUGGGUGUAUUGCCACCAUCAUAAUCAAAAUUAGAAAUGCUUAACAAUUUGUGAAGGAGCAGUCUUGUUUAGAGAUAAAUGGGAUGGGAAUAAAAAGAAGUAUUUAUGAAUGA